This is a messenger RNA of Pleurotus ostreatus (oyster mushroom), 345 nucleotides long. RefSeq lists its product as uncharacterized. The coding region runs from base 1 to 345 and encodes 114 amino acids. The transcript has a single exon. NCBI's taxonomy places the organism in Eukaryota, Fungi, Basidiomycota, Agaricomycetes, Agaricales, Pleurotaceae. The record is from RefSeq and is a predicted model, not a curated record.
AUGAACAAGCUCAUUCAGCGUGCGGAGCCGAUUUCCAUGGCUGACUUAUUGCACAUCGGCAUCGAGUGCGCGCUGGGAGUUGCCGCCAUCCGUGAAGUCUGUCACUCCAGCCAUGCAGGUGGUUCUGGGUCCUACCUCCCACCGCAGGCCGUGAGAGGCGCCGUCACCUACAACUCCGACGAUAGGAUUCAACAAGAGUUCAAGGAGUAUCUGACCACGCCGCUCCUUCUUGCGGACAAGGUUAUAACUGCUUCGGAUGCAAACGAGGCUGAAAUCCCUUCCGAGGACACUCUCACCACAUCCAGCAAUAUGAAAGGUUUGAAAAGGAAGAGGAAGAAGAAAUAG